Closterium sp. Yama58-4 is the source of this 4101-nucleotide messenger RNA. Lineage: Eukaryota; Viridiplantae; Streptophyta; Zygnematophyceae; Desmidiales; Closteriaceae. The record is from the annotation of a GenBank genome assembly.
AUGAUUACAGUGGCGGAGAGAAAGGUUCUCUCAAUUCCGGAACGCGUUGGUCUGGUGACAGUAGUGAGCGUGCUUAUAACGGAGGAUGGCGAUCGGACGACGACAAGCCGCCGCGGACGCUUUUGGACGUGCCGGAUCGCGUUCGGAGGGGAUCAGGGUCAUACGUCAGCCGGCCGUACAGAUCGUAUGAUGCGUACGAAGGGCGAUCGUACGGCGGAGGGCGAUCGUACGGCCGAGAGCGGUACGAUUCCGGCGGGAGUGACGGGGAGCGCCCACCUGCGGGGAGGGCUCUUGGGCGGGGGCGUGGGCGGGAGGGGGGAUGGGCAGGGGGAAGAGGCGGCCGCGGGGAAGCAUGGGGCGGGGGGCGGCGGGGGAAUUUUGAGGAAGGUAGGCCCGCGGGGAGGGUUCCCGCUGGGGGCAGGGGGCGGGGGGGAGCCUGGGGUGGGGAACGAGACGGAGAAGAAUGGGAGGGUGACCCCGAAUGGGAGGAGCGGCUAUGGAGAAGCAUGGAAGGAGGAGGAGGAGGAGGAGGAGGAGAAGGAGGAGGAGGAGGAGGAGGAGGAGGAGGAGGAGGAGGAGGAGGAGGAGGAGGAGGAGGAGGAGGAGGAGGAGGAGGAGGAGGAGGAGGAGGAGGAGGAGGAGGAGGAGGAGGAGGAGGAGGAGGAGGAGGAGGAGGAGGAGGAGGAGGAGGAGGAGGAGGAGGAGGAGGAAGAGGAAGAGGAGGCAGAGAAAAAAGAGACGACGUACAGUUUGAGGGACGAUUCAGGGAAGUUUGCAGAGCGUUUUGUAGUAGAGGGCUUUCCAGCAGAGGGUUCUACAGCAGGGGGCCUUACAGCUGCUGACAGCCCAAUUGUGGAAACAAAUGCGAGGAGCUUGCGUGGCGAGCUGCGGCGGGGUUUAAGGGAGGGUGUAAGGGAGGGUUUAAGGGGGAGUUUGAGGGGGGCUGAUGGGGAGGUCGGCGGGGAGGAGUGGCGGAGGCGGAAGGUGGGGUGGCUUGCGCGGGAGGUGGCAGCGGUGGUGCCGAGUGGGAUGGUGCGCCUGCUGAACGCACAGAAGCAGUGGAUGCGCAUGGGCGACCUGAUCGCUGUAGUGGAGAGCCUUAUAACGAGGAAGGAGGUGGUGCGCGGGAUACGGGGUGUUUCCCCAUCUCGCCCCGCUUUUGAAGGGGGGUUCAAUGCGGUGCUGAGGAUGCAUGUAAGGCUCGGCAUGGGUGCUGGUGGUAGUGCGCUGGAUAUCCCAGCAGCAGCAGAAGCACCACCACCAUCAACACUAUCACCACCAUUACCACCACUACCACCACCAUCGCCAUCACCAUCGCCAUCACCAUCACCAUCACCAUCACCAUCACCAUCACCAUCACCAUCACCAUCACCAUCACCAUCACCAUCACCAGCAGCAGCAGCAGCAGCAGCAAGGGAUGCAGCAGUGCGUAUGCACCUGCUGGCACGUGACUGGGAUGGCGCGUGGGAGAUGUAUGGGGGUAUGAGAAGGGCGGUAGAGGAGGGUGUGAAGAGAGGGGGAGAGGGAGGUGUGGGAACGGCAGGAGGGGGUGGGGUGAGGGGAGAGAGGAGGACGAGGGGAGGGGGAAAGGGAGGGAGGGAGGGGGAAGAGAGGAUGACGGGGGUGAGGGCAGGGGGGAGAGGCGAGUGGGAGGGGAGUGAGGAGGAGAGUGAGGAGGAGUGGGAGAGGCAUGGUUGGAUGAGGAGGGGAGGGAGGGGGGCGACUGAGGACUGGGGAGCAGAGGAGGAUAGUGAAGAGGAGGACGAGGAUGAAUACGACGACGAAGAGGAUAUGGAGGAGGAGGAGACAGAGAGAAGGGAGGAGGAAGCUGCAGACCCACAGGUGGACGCGAGAGCAGCGCUGCUGCCUGUGCUGAGUCCCCCCAACCAGCACACGUAUGACCUGCUGCUGCUGGCUCUGGCAGAGGCUGGCGAUGUGGGGGCCGUGGAGCGAGUAUAUGAGGAUAUGUUGAGAGAGGGGGUGCGCGGUGGGGUGCGGUGGGGAGGAGUGGAGGGAGACGAGGGCGAGGAGGGAGAGGAGCAGGAGGAGGGGGAUGAGGGAGAGGACGAAGGGGCGGAGGGGAGUGAGGGGGAGAGGGGUGGAGGAGGAGGGGUGGGGAAGGCUAGGCGGUUUAGCCUGCAGGGGAGAGUGAAGGAGGUGGUGGAGAGGCUGUUAGGGGUGGAGAGAGUGAGAAGGGAUGAGGCUUGGGCUGCUGCUGUAGCAGCCCGAGGGGGAUCAGCAGCAGCAGCGAUGGCCUUCCUUGGAGCAGCAGCAGCAGCAGGAGUGGGAGGAGGAGGAGCAGGCAUGGGUGGGAGUGGGAGAGGCUGGGGGACGGUAGUACUGGGGGAGGCGGAUGUGACAAUGGGUCUCAGGCUUACAAGGGAGCAGCGGCAGGUGCUGGUGGGGGCUCUGUUAGCCGGCGCAGAGGUGGAGAGUGCAGAUGGGGGCGUGACUUACUCUGUAAGAUUCUCCCAGCCUAUUGGGGCGGGCGGCGCGGCCGGCGAGGAUUGGCGUAUGCGGGUGCUGGACUGGCUGUAUGAGGUGUUCCUUCCCUGGGUGGCUGCGCCGCCCGUGGAUGUGACUGUAAGAUGGGGAGAAGUUGGGGAAGGGGAGGGGGGUGGUGUGGGGAAGGAAAGGGGGAAUGUGGGAAAGGAGGUGGAGGAUGGGGGCGGCACCAUUCGGGUGCGCACAUUCGUUACCAUUGCGCACCCCUCUCUACAGUUUUACGCCCGGCAGUUUCGUCCUGUAGUGAGGGACGCGGCCGGGAAACGGGGCGGCGGGGAGCCGGUGGUUCCUCGUCUUAUUCAUCGGUGGCUGUCACCCCGAGGCAUGGCCACGUGGCUCAUGUGUAACGGCGCCGAAGGAAUGGCUAGUGGAGGUGACGUUAGCGAUGGCAGCAGUUCGAUCAAUCACAGCCGUCCGAAGGACGGCUACGCUGCCGGUCCCCCUUGGAUUUUUAAGGGCAGGGCGUUGUACCAACUGAACCUGGUCAAAGCUGACGUGGCACGCCGCGUCGUUCCUCCGGAGCUCAAGCUCGUCGAAGCCUUCGGGUACACCCUGGGAGGGGUCUACUAUGCGCAGUAUGACUCGAGUCCGGCAGGGAAGUUUGAUGAGCUCGUCAUCAUUCCAGGGAUUGUGUGGGACCCGCCUGCCUCAUGCGCGUGGGCGACAGCAGUGAUGGUGGACAGUGCCACAGCCAGAGACCACGGUAUCAAGGAAGUUGGGCUGCCAAGCCGAUUCGUCUCAUUCAACAAGAAGCUGCUGCCAUCGCCUCAGUCCGUCGCACAUACCGCUCCUCUCAACUCCAUUCCCUCCUCUCCCUCCACCCCUCCACUAAACGAUCCAAGUGCCUCAGCCCCCUCCUCCUGCUCCUCAUCCUCCCCUUCACAUGCACCUGCCGAGGCUCCUCUGCAACUGCUCUCCAGAUUCGUCAACCCCUGGGGAAAGGGGCGGACACAGAGGCUGGGAGGAAGCAAAGAGGGGGAGUUCCUGCAGGUGUCUGUGUGUGAUGGGGGGAGGGGAGGAAGGGGAGGAGGGAGAGGAGGGAGGGAGAAGGAGGGAAAGGGGGAGGAAGGGGGGAGUGUGAGAGACGGAGAACCUAUGUUUGAACUUCGUAUGAAGCUGCCAUUUCCAAAAAAGCUCGUAUCCUUGUCCCGCCUGCCCUCCAUCAAAAUGUCACUGCCUAGCUUCAGUGGCCGCACAGAGGCUCAGCCUGAUCUGCUGAAAUACUCAUGCGACCUCUCUUGCCGUGUGUCCCUCAUGCCGCCUGCCACCACCCGCAUCAGCCCAGCCUACCGACAGACCUCUCCCACAGGUGCUGCUGGCGCUUCAAAUAACUCUGUCACUUCCUCCAAGGAGCAGACUGCUGGCAGAAAGAGUCAGGAUGUGGUGGUUGAGGUGCUCUCUGGUCGGCCGCUGAUUGCCAUGUGUUUUGAAGGGAUGGAGAUGAGAGUGGAGGCGCCGACUCGGGUGGUGUUGCCUGCGACGACGGUUCCAAGGGGAGUCAAGGCUCGUGAUGUCGUUGUUGCCACGAGCAGCUUGCAGUUCGAGGUCAAGGAUAGUGUUGAAUCUCCUGCCGUGGCUAAAUUCAAGUCUGCUUGA